Messenger RNA from Entrophospora candida, 1569 nucleotides. Lineage: Eukaryota; Fungi; Glomeromycota; Glomeromycetes; Entrophosporales; Entrophosporaceae. The record is from the annotation of a GenBank genome assembly.
AUGAUUAAAGAAAUUGGAGACUUUCCCCAAAAAGGUGAUGUUGUUCCCUUUAUAGGAGUCGUGAUUGGAUGGAUAGUUUUUGCAUACUUGAUGUAUAGAGUUGCAACGGUUAAAAUUGAAGUGGAGGUUUGGGACCCUUACGAAGUGCUUGGACUCAGUGAAUCGUCAUCAUUAGAACUUAUUAAGAAACAUUAUAAAGAACUGACAUAUUCAUUGGGAAUCGCACUUCCAACUUGGUUGGUUGAAUCAAAAAAUAGUCCUUUUGUACUUGGAAUUUAUGGAAUUGUGUUUGGUUUAUUACUUCCUUAUUAUGUGGGAAGUUGGUGGUACAGCUCAAAUAGUUACACCAAAGAUAGAAUCAGAACACAUACCAUGGAUCUUUAUUUUAAAGAAUUAAGGCAAAACACCAGUUUCAAACAAAUAUUAGAACUUCUUUCUGCAUCAGUUGAAUUUAUGGAAUUAGUUGAACAAAGGUCUUCCGACAACGCGCCGAUUACAACGGUUAUUUCAUCUGUUAAAGAAGAUCUAGAAAAAAGAUUUAGUGAUAAAUACUUGACAAGUAAAAAGUAUAUUGCACCGUAUUCCCAAAAAGCAAAUGCAUUGACAUAUUCACAUUUGCUAAGAAUAGACAUUAAAGACAAAAAUUUGUUAAAAGAUAGAUAUUUUAUUAUUGAAAGAUCUGUUCACCUUGUAAAUGGUUUAUUGGAAAUAGCAUUGGCACAUCGUUGGUUACAAACAACUAUUAGGUGCAUGGAACUUUCUCAACUGUUGGUGCAAGCGAUGUGGAUAAAUGAUAAUCCACUGAUCCAGCUACCUUAUAUAACCAUUGACGUAUUAAAAGCGAUGAAGAUUAAGAAAAAAGUGAUUAGAAAUAUUGGGCAAUUUAGAAAUAUGAAUGAUGAAGAACGAAGGAAUUUAUUAAAGUCAUUAUCAGAUUUAGAAUAUGGAACAGUUUUACAUGUUGCUAAUUCUUAUCCUAUUCUAGAAAUUGUACAAGCAGUUUUCAAAGUUACUGGAGAUGAUAUAAUUACGCCUGGUUCAAUUGUAACUUGUAUUUUAAAAGUUAAACUUGCUGGUACUAAAGCAGUCAGUAAAAAUAUCAAUAAUGUUAAAAAUAAUAACGAGGAUGAAUUAUUAUUUGGCAGUUCAAAAAGAAAAGAAAUCAAAGAGAAGAGCGACUUUGUACAUGCACCUUAUUUGGCACGUGAUAAAAAACCAUACUGGUGGAUUUUCAUGGCUGAUGAAAAACAUGAUAGAAUAAUCAUUGAGCCAGUCAAAGUUACUGAUAUUGUAACCAAGCGAACAUUUAAAUUUCAAUUCCAAGCUCCUCGUGAACCUGGUUUAUAUUCUUUCACCUUUUAUUUUAAGAGUGAUUCAUAUUUUGGUGCUGAUAUUAAAAAAGAUAUGAAGUUGGACGUAAAAGACUUUUCAGAACUUCCACCACAAGAAGAAGUUGAUGAUGAUAUAUCAGAACCUGAAGAAGAUUCUUUGGCAGCCAAAAAAUCUGGUGGUGAUAGCGACGAUAGCGAUGAUAGCGAUGGAGAUGGAGACAGUAGCGAUGAUGAUUAA